Molecule: messenger RNA, 4635 nt
Organism: Triticum turgidum subsp. durum (durum wheat)
Lineage: Eukaryota; Viridiplantae; Streptophyta; Magnoliopsida; Poales; Poaceae
Source: the annotation of a GenBank genome assembly
AUGGAGGCCGCGAUUGGGUGGCUGGUGCAGACCAUCCUCGGAACACUCCGAAUCGACAAGCUGGAUGCGUGGAUCCGCCAAGCCGGGCUUGCCGACGACAUCGAGAGGCUCAGGUGCGAGGUCGAGAGGGUCGAGGUGGCGGUCAGCGCCGUGAGGGGGCGGGCGGCCGUGAACGAGCCGCUGGCCCGGUCGCUCGCUCGCCUCAAGGACCUGCUCUACGAAGCCGACGAUGUGGUCGACGACCUCGACUACUGCAGGCUCCAGCAGCAGGUCCAAGAAGUUGCAUGGGGUGAUCCUGGCAGAAUGCAUGAAGCAGAGCGAGUAGAUGAGAGAUCGAGGGGAGGUGAUGCUAAUAUACUUGGUACCAGUGGUGGCAAGAAAUGGUCCAAAGCAUGGUGUGAUUUUGAUAUCACAGAGGAAAACAACGGAAAGCCUGUGAAAGCAAAGUUUAAACACUCUCAAAAACCAGUUAAGUGCGGAAGCGACAGAGGGACGUCAAUCUUGAACAACCAUGUCAAGAGUGAGGGUUGUAAGAACUCCAGAGCAACUGACCAGCCGCCAAACUCUUCAUGCACCUGUGAUGCUACUGCAAAUGCUGCACCUGUUGUAAUUGGUGAUUCGUUCAGCAGAAAAAGGAGAAGAGACGAGGAGUUGGCACAAACCACCGAAGCUAACAUAAACCUUUGGCACAAGGCAGAUUGUUUCAAUAGGAUGCAGGAAAUAACUCAGCAGUUACAAGACAUCCUAGAGGAUGUGAGUGGUGUUCUCAAGAUGCAUGGAUCGGCCUCUAUUACAAGCUCAAAUGAUGUGUGCCCAACAACAUCAAGUCUUAAUCAGCAAAAAGUGUAUGGGAGAGAUUCAGAGAUGAGCACCAUCAUAAAGAUGAUUACAUCUGAUAAACAUGAAGGUGUGUCUGUACUGCCUAUUGUAGGCAUUGGAGGAGUUGGCAAGACAACUCUCACACAACUCGUAUAUAAUGAUCCAACAGUAAAAGAGCAGUUUGAACGGAAAUGGCUAUGGGUGUCAAACAACUUUGAUGAAGUAAGGCUUACAAGAGAGAUGUUAGACUUCAUUUCUCAAGAAAGUCAUGAAGGAAUAAAUGAUUUUGCGAAGCUUCAGGAGAUCUUGAAGGUACAUAUGGAGUUCCAGUCAGAAAGGUUUCUGCUCAUUUUAGAUGAUGUCUGGGACACUCUGGAUGAUUACCUAUGGAACAAACUGUUGUCUCCAAUGCUAUCAACUCGUGUGAAGGGCAAUGUGAUUAUUAUCACAACUAGAAAUUUCUCUGUUGCACAAAGGAUAGGUACCCUCGAACCGGUCAACUUAGGUGCUUUGGCAAAUGAUGAUUUUUGGUUAUUGUUCAAAUCAUGUGCAUUUGGUGAUGAGAACUACGAAGAGCAUCAAACUCUAGGCAUCAUCGGGCAUCAAAUAGCAGAGAAGUUAAUGGGUAACCCGUUGGCAGCUGGAUCUGCAGGAGAACUAUUAAGAAAGCAGCUUACUGUUGAUCAUUGGAGUACCAUUUUGAAGAAUGAAUGUUGGAAAUCCUUGCAACUAAGCAGGGGCAUCAUGUCUGCUUUAAAGCUUAGCUAUGAUCAACUACCCUACCAUCUACAACAAUGUUGCUCAUACGUUUCUAUAUUUCCCUACAACCAUCAGUUUCUUGGUGAUGAGUUGGUCCGCAUUUGGAUUUCACAGGGAUUUGUGAAGUGUAACCACUCAGGUAAGAAAUUGGAGGAGACAGGACAUGAUUAUCUGACUGAUUUGGUGAAUCUAGGCUUCUUGCAGCAAGUUGAAUGCAAAGAUGAGGGCACCCGUUUUCGAGAUGAAAUUUUUGUCAUGAGAGUCCAUAAUCGAGUUGUAAGAGAAGAGCCAUUUCAAGGCAGACAAAUUUCCUAUGCUAUGUGUGGCCUUAUGCAUGAUUUUGGACGGGUGGUUUCAAGAAAUGAGUGUGCAAUUAUAGAUGAUCUAUGGUGCAACGAAAUUUUGCCAACUGUACAGCAUUUGUCAAUAGUAACCGACUCUGCAUACUUCAAGAAUCAGGAUGGAAGGAUACCACGUAGCUACAAGUUUGAAGAAAAUUUGAGAAAUACAGUUACAUCAGUAAGAAGAUUGAGGACACUGGUGUUAAUUGGGCAGUAUGACUCUUUGUUCUUCCAAUCCUUUCAAGAUAUAUUCAAAAAGGCACAUAAUUUGCGUCUGCUGCAAAUGUCUGCAACAGCUUCUGAUUUUAGUUUCUUCAUGUGCACUUUAGUAAAUCCUACCCAUCUUCGCUAUCUGAAGGCUCCUACGCCAGGAGUGGCUUUACCUCAAGUUUUGAGCAAGUUCUACCAUCUUCAAGUAUUAGACACUGGCUCAUACAUUGAUCCAAUGAUACCUAAUGGUAUCCAUAAUCUUGUGAGCCUGCGUCAUAUUGUUGUAGAAGGACUAUCCUCUUCCAUUCCUUGCAUUGGUAAAAUGACAUCCCUUCUGGAGCUACAUGAUUUUAGGGUCCAAAAUACUAGCAGCUUUGAGAUAACACAACUUCAGUCCAUGAACGAGCUUCUGCAACUAGGUGUCUCACGACUUGAAAAUGUUACCACUAAAGAUGAGGCUGAUGGAGCAAAAUUGAGGGACAAAAUACACUUAGAAAAGCUGCGCUUGUCGUGGAAGUAUAACGAUCACAGCAGCAAAGCAAGAGAGGUGCUCGAGGGUCUUGAACCACAUCCAGGCUUAAAGCAUCUGCGGAUAUUUGGGUACAAUGGUACUACUUCCCCAACUUGGCUUGCCAGCAAUUUUUCAGUUACCUCUUUGCAGACGCUUCAUCUAGAGGAUUGUGGAGAAUGGCAAAUACUUCCAUCUUUGGAAAUGCUUCCGUUUCUUACGAAGUUGACGUUGUGCAACAUGCAGAAAGUAAUGGAAGCAACAUUUCCUUCAUUGGAGGAGCUGGUUUUAGUUGAAAUGCCAAAGUUGGAGAAAUGUUCCUGCAGUUCCCUGUGGAAUAUGAACUCUAGUUUAAGAGUACUGAAUAUCAAGAUGUGUAGUGCACUGAAGGUGUUUGAUUUGCUUGAUGGGGGCAUUAAAUUCGAAAGCAAGCAGAAAUCAUGGUUGCCCGGUCUUAGAAAGCUAAUUAUCUACGAUUGUCCUCACUUGGAAGUAAUGCACCCUCUUCCACCUUCAAUCACAUGUUCUGAAUUCUUUAUCAACAGAGUUUCAACACUGCCAAGGAUGGAGGGAUCAUCUGGAGAAACAUUAAAAAUCAACGGCCCGAUUUCUUUACAUGCUGGGUGGUUUUAUGAGAUGUGGACACUGGAUGACAGAAUAUUAGCAUUCCAUAAUCUAAGGGGUCUUAAGUACUUGUGUAUCAGAUAUUGCCGGAAUCUGAUGUCUAUUCCAUUUGAAGGUUUUCGUCAGCUAGUCUCCUUAAAGAGUUUGGAAAUAAGCGAUUGUGGAAAACUUUUCUCUCUAUAUAUACCAGAGUGUGCCCAUGAAGAUGUGGUAGUUGCAAAUUGUACUGCCCUCCCAUCUCUUGAAAAUCUCAGAAUUCAUUCUUGUGGUAUAACAGGGAAGUGGCUAUCUUUGAUGCUGCGACAUGCGACGGCUCUAAUGGUGUUCAAUUUAUGGGACUGCCCACAGAUAACACAGUUAUCAAUAGAAGAGGGAGAAAACAGUCAGUCAAAUCUUAUCUCAACCAUGCAAGCUUCUUCAUCAGGCUAUUCAAAUGACUCAUUGACAAGCUCAGCUCCAGACGGACUCUUGCACAUUCCGUUAAAUGUCCUCUCCUCUCUCAAGGAGAUGGAAAUUAGGGUAUCCCCUUAUCUAACAUUUUGCCAUAGCAAGGAAGGUUUAUCUGGAUUUACCUCCCUCGAGAAGCUAACAAUUUGGUCUUGCCCUGAGCUGCUCUCAUCUUCGGUGCAUAUUGAUGGAAAUGGUGGCCAGGUGAAUGGAAGGUGUCUCCUCCCUCAAUCACUUGGACAUCUCGUGAUAAACAGUUAUUCUCGAGCAAUGCUGCAACCAUGCUUUCCAAGGAAUCUCACCUGCCUUAAAAAAUUCCAAAUAUACAAUCGAAGUUUGGAGUCUCUACAGCUACAGUCAUGCACGGCACUGGAGGAGUUGUAUAUUUCGGGAUGUCCAUCGCUCGCCGCACUAGAGGGCUUCCAGUUCCUUAAGCAUUUGAGUUUAUUCAGCACCCCCAAUUUGCCACCAUUUCUAGAGCAUGUGUCAGGGCAAGGUUAUGAGCUAUGCCCUCAAUUGGAAAAGCUUGUGACCAGUGACCCCUGUGUCCUUACCACGCCAUUCUGCAAGCAGCUCACAUCCCUACAACGCUUAGAACUUCGAAGUUGCGAGGGUGAAGCAACACGGCUAACAGAUGAGCAAGCGGGAGCGCUUCUGCUCAUCACGUCCCUGGAAGAGCUCCAGUUUUGGAAAUGCAGGUAUCUCGUAGAUCUUCCUGCGGAGCUGCACUGCCUUCCCUCCCUCAAGAAGCUGGAGAUCGAUAAUUGUCACCGCAUGUUGUGGCUGCCAGUAAAGGGCCUGCCACCUUCGCUGGAAGAACUGAAUAUAACCUGCCAUGGCGGUUGCAGCAUGGUUCUGGCUACUCAAUGCAGGUGGCUAGCAACAAGAAAGCUAAAGGUCAAAAUUGAUGGAAAAUAUGUGAACUGA